CAAUAAUUAUAUGUUUCAUCACAAUCUGUUAUAUGACUCCAUAUAGCAGAACAAAAUCUAGCAGAUAGAAGUAAUUUAAAUGCUGUAUCCACACAAGGAUAAAUAAGACCAAUAUCAGAGGAUUCUUCAGUAACAAUAUAAACUUGUUAAAAAUGGAGAUUGAACAUAAAUAUACAUUUGUGCCUCUUGUUCAAAAAAAUCUUAUUAAUAUAAAUGAUAAAAAAAUUCAAGAAUUUCUUUCUAAAUGGGGAAUUAAAGGAAAUUUUAUUAUCCAGCAUUUUACAUUCAAUGAACCUUUUCAAAAAUAUCAUAAAUAUCAUUUAGCUGAAGCUUUUUUUAAAGAUAGUACUGUUGCUAAAGAAUUAUUAACAAAGCAAGGAAAUUAUUGGGCAAAACAAGAUAUAAUAGCAUCAAGUGUAGAAAUAAAUCCUAUUUCUUGUUCUGUUUUAAAUAUGUCUUUCUUCAAUAAAUUAAAAGAUCCUAAAAAUGGAAUUGUGCACAAGUCUGGAGCAAUUUGUAAAAGAUUUGAUAUGGAAAUAGAAAAUUUUCUAAUCUCUGAUAAUCUUAGAGCAAUGUUAUUAGAUGAAGAAUGUCCAGAGUAUAAUUUAUAUUUAAAAGAUGAACGAGAAGAAUUUAUAUUUUUUAUUUUUCAAAUGCUUGUUCUUGGAGGAAUAUUGUGUCAAUAUGAAGAUAUUUUAAAUCCAUAUUUAGAAGUAACAAGAGCCAUGUAUAAGGAUUUAAUAAAAGUACAAAAAAAUGAAGAUACUGAUUUAUCAAUUAGUACAAUAGUUUUACAAGUAGUAGCUAAAGAUAGUAAAGGAGAAGCAUAUUUUCCAUAUGAGCCAUCACAUAUGCAAAAUAUAGGAUUUCUAUUAAUUGACAGUGUAACUCAUGAAAUUACAACAUUUUUGCAUCAGUUUGGCGAAUAUUGUCUUUCACAAUGAUUAAAAAAAAUUUACAGAAAAUUAUAUCAUAAAUAUAUUUUAU
Molecule: messenger RNA, 987 nt
Organism: Apis dorsata (giant honeybee)
Lineage: Eukaryota; Metazoa; Arthropoda; Insecta; Hymenoptera; Apidae
Product: cilia- and flagella-associated protein 300-like
Exons: 7
Coding region: 153-944 (263 amino acids)
Source: RefSeq, a predicted model, not a curated record